This is a messenger RNA of Megachile rotundata (alfalfa leafcutting bee), 3078 nucleotides long. RefSeq lists its product as uncharacterized. Lineage: Eukaryota; Metazoa; Arthropoda; Insecta; Hymenoptera; Megachilidae. The record is from RefSeq and is a predicted model, not a curated record. Gene Ontology annotation, molecular function: nucleic acid binding; zinc ion binding.
CUCUUUCCUGCAAUUUUCUUCAGAUUUAUUUUUUUUUCCUUACUAGGGCCUAAUGACACCUUAGAUUUCAUCAAAGUGUAUACGCUACUGAGGACUUCUACGGAUAGCUUACUGCGCAUGCACUGGGACUGCCCAACACUGCCAACACUGACAAGUAUUAUGUCUUAUUUGCGCGCACUAUGCGUGCAGAGCGGUUCAGAGCUCCGCGGGUACUAACCCAUUCUAAAAAUCGCAAAUGGAUGUAACGAAAUUAAUAUUUCUCAGAAUUUGUAAUAUUAAAAUGCAACAAACAAAGGAUUAAUGCCAUAAUAAUUAUUCAUAUAUUUAUUACGUAGAAGGAAAUAAUGACUAAUGUUCUUAUGAUAUCCAUUUGGUGUUGGAUAGUAAUGGCAUUUGGCAGUAUGUUGCAUUUCAGGAUUCAAAAAAACAUCAGUUAUUUGCCGACGAGGAGAACAAAUUGCUUAAUUCGAAUCGUAAAGGGUUGCUGAUUGACUAUGGGUCAAAGUUUAACAUAUAUCGUGAGGACGGUGACGCAAAUUGUAACAAAUAUUGUAAGUGCACCAGCGCAUAAUUACCCCACGGAUUAUCGACCCCAUGGAUUGUAUAAUUACAAUCGCACAACAUUAGACACAACUCACAAUUUAAGUUCAUCACGUAAAUCAUUUCCUACUAUUACUGACAAUUAUUCUAUAAUAUCAAAUGAUAUAAAUACAGAAAUGAUGAAACUUAUUUGUAACUCACCAUUCAAGGCUAACAGAAUGCUGAAACAUAUGUGUAAGGAAGAAAAACCAAAGAAAUAUUUGAAUAAAUAUCCUGAAAGAUACUUGGAAAUUGAGGAAAUAAUUUAUACUGUAGACAAAAGAAAGUUGGAUAACAUAAAAUUAAAUUUCGAACCAUUUAUGCCUUACAAUGCAGAACAAUUUUAUUGUUUAGCUUGUAACACUAAUAUUUUAAAAGAUCUAGAUUUAUUAUAUGAACAUGCAUGUCUGCAAUCACAUAAAAUAAAUGUUAAUAAAAUUAAAAAUGAUAAAAACAGUGAUGAGUUAUUAAAGCAAUAUAUGCAGAAAAUAUCUAAUGAAUUUAUAAAAUGUCAUAUUUGUAGAAGUCGUAUCAAAAAUGAUGCUGAUAGUAUUGAUGCGCACAUUAAUGAUAACAUGCAUAAGACAAAGUAUACAAAUUCUCAUGAAGUUAUAAAUAAUACUUUCAAUUCUAUUAAACGAAUUUUUGGCAAUUUAUGGUACAGCAUUCAGAAAUUUUCAUGUGUUCUAUGCUCAAUAAACUUCACGUAUAAAAUAGAAUUUAUAGAACAUGUUAUUGCUAUGCACAAUGGGCCUUUGUUAAAUCAAAUGUUUGAUUUUUGUAUUCCAUGUGCCUCAUUAUGGUUAAAUAGAUCAGAUUGUUACACAGAACAUUGUAACGAUGUAAUGCAUAAGUAUCUAAUAAAAAAUAAAAACUUUAUGAUUGAAGAUCUUCCUGAGUGUAUAAAAAAAUUAUUAAGACAAGUUGAUAAAACUUCUGAUAUUUUAUCUGAAGAAACACAGAUUUUAGUGAAUGACAAUACACAUAAGGAAAUCAUACAAUCUUUGAAAAAUACUUUGCAUUCUUCUUUUCCACUUAUUAAAAUGUCUAUAUUUGGAUCAAGAAUUAUUGGACUUGAAUCUACAAAUAGUAUCAUAAAGAUAUUUCUUGAUUGCGGAAAUGCAUACUAUUCAGAUCACAAAAAAUGGUUGCAAAAAGGAAACUUAGAGAUUAUUGAAGAAAUUAUACGUAAACAAUCAAAUGAAUGGGAAGUAAAAGAAGAAAGAGGAAUAUUAAGAACUGUAAUAAAGUUGUUAUAUAAACGAACACGGGUGCAGUGUGAUAUUUUUAUUACAAAUAGCCUUUUUGUUCAAAGUUUUCAAUUAAUAAGAUCAUUCAAAGAUUCAUAUCCACCAUGCAAAACAUUAAUACUGUUCAUUGAAAAAUGGUUUUCUUGUUUUGAUUUACCUUCAAAGCAUGGUUUAAUAAACCAUGCUAUUGCUUGGCUUGUUAUAUUUUAUUUACAAUUAAGUUCAGAUUUACCAAAUGUUGCUACAUUAAUAAAGCAGAAUAAUAUAAAUAAAUUUAUAUGCGGAUGGAAUACUGCACAAUCGAAAAAUAACAAUAAAUCUAUGCAAUCUAUUUCUUUACUAUUAUCAAGAUUUUUUCAGUUUUAUGCUAACUUUGAUUAUCAACAUUACAUUAUUUGUCCACUUAUGGGUUAUGCUGUAGCAAAAAGGGCGUUUAUAAAUUUAGAUACAUUACCUAAAGAGAUGAAACCUUACAUCAAUUAUAUGAGAGAAUCUAAUAAUCCAGAAUGUUUAAGGAUUGAUUCUCCAUUAUGUGUGCAGGAUCCACUUGACUUAUCCCGUAACUUGACAAAGGCUGUGAAUAGUAUUACCUUGAAGUAUUUUAAACAGUAUUGCCAAGAUAGUGCAUUUAUAUUACAACAAAUUAGUAUGAAAAAAACAGAGAACGCGAAUUAAUCGUGUUUAUGAUUUCUUAGAACUAUAUUUUAGAUGACGAAAAGAGAAGUAUUUUUAUAAUUUUAUUAAUAUUUUAUGUACAUGUUUAUAUAUUGACUAUAUCAUACAGAAAGUAAUUAUGUGCCUCGUAUUAGUAAGUAUGUCUAUGCAGAUACUUAUUAAAACAAAUAAAUGGAUAUUUGUUUUAGUAACUUAAAUCAUGGUGCAACAUAUAACCAUGAAAUUUUUAGGGGAAAUACUUAUAUUUUUACAUUCAUUGCGUUAUCAACUAUUGUUUUUAUUAUACAUAUAUUUAAAUUAUGAAGAAUAUAUUUUAUAUAAAAUUUAUAUGUUCAGUUCCAGCAAUUGUUAUAUGUGGAUUUGAUAUUUAGUGCAUUAUUAAUUGAUUUAAUUUUAAAGAGCCAUGUAUUAAAUGUUGGACUAUUAUAUAUUUUAUGUUAUUGUUUUAUAUUAUAAUUGUUACUUGUUUAUGUUAAUAUUUAUUGAUAGGAUGUGCAUAUAUCUGUUAUAUUGUACUGUACCAAAGGAAUUUAAAUUAUUCAAAAAUAACUAGGCAAAAUAUUAAUUAGGCAAU